AUGACAAAAGGCAGCGGAUAUGUCCGAGUAUGGAAUGAGGACGCCAGGCCCUCCAAGCAACUGGGCCUCGAAACAAGGAGAUUCCUGACCGAGUACGCCAGGUUAGAACCGGGAGCAGGAAUAGGAACUAUGGAAAAACAUGUCAUACACAUUGCAAAAGAAGCAUUUGGAAUCGAAAGCUUCCCUUGCUUUCAAAAGUUCACGUUCCUCCAAUUCGAUCUCUGCCGCUCGCCAAAGUACCAGCUCAUCCUAGAGGAGAUCAAAGCCGGCAAUCUGUUUCUAGAUUUAGGAUGCGGACUCGGCCAGGAGAUACGCCGCCUCGUGUACGACGGGGCGCCGUCGGAGAACCUCAUCGCGCUGGAGUUACAGCAAGGCUUUGUCGACCUAGGUUACGAGCUGUUUCAGGAUAGAGACCACCUCAAGUCCCAGUUCUUGGUCCAAAGCUUCUUCGAGGACACGCCCGAGAUCAUGGGUCUGGUGGGGAAAGUGAGGGCCAUCAACUCCGGAAUGUUCAUGCAUCUGUGGGACUACGAUGUCCAAGUCGAGACGGCAAAGCGCAUGGUUCAGCUUCUGGCGCCAGAGAAGGGGGCAAUCAUUACGGGUCUGCACUUUGGCUGUUCCUCUCCUGGCAUGUGGAAGGCCGUCAAGGAUAGCCCGAUGUUCAUACACAACGAGCACUCGUUGAGGGAUCUUUGGGGUCAGUGUGCGCGAGAGACAGGAACCUCCUGGGACUUUCAGUGUGUUGUUGAAAGAUCCGAGGAUUGGCAGGAUCUCGACCCAGAGGCUUUGAAUCUGAGAUGGACGGCUGUGAGGCUUUGA
Molecule: messenger RNA, 819 nt
Organism: Aspergillus puulaauensis
Lineage: Eukaryota; Fungi; Ascomycota; Eurotiomycetes; Eurotiales; Aspergillaceae
Product: class I SAM-dependent methyltransferase
Exons: 2
Coding region: 1-819 (272 amino acids)
Source: RefSeq, a predicted model, not a curated record